Nycticebus coucang (slow loris) is the source of this 3086-nucleotide messenger RNA. RefSeq names its product prostaglandin E receptor 3 (gene PTGER3). Gene Ontology annotation, biological process: intestine smooth muscle contraction; phospholipase C-activating G protein-coupled receptor signaling pathway; adenylate cyclase-activating G protein-coupled receptor signaling pathway. Lineage: Eukaryota; Metazoa; Chordata; Mammalia; Primates; Lorisidae. Gene Ontology annotation, molecular function: prostaglandin E receptor activity. The transcript is spliced from 3 exons. Bases 169 to 1383 code for a protein of 404 amino acids. The record is from RefSeq and is a predicted model, not a curated record. Gene Ontology annotation, cellular component: plasma membrane.
GUCAGCCCUGGCGCCGCCGCGGCCGCGGCCCGAGUAGCGGAGCGGGGAGGCGGCUGUGCCCCUCGCCAUGGAAAGCAGCCCAGCCCCGGCCAGGGGCCGCCUGUGCCGCCUCCGCUGGCUCCCGCUGCGGCUCCCCGGGCCCCACCCGCGCCUCACUUCGAAGCAGACAUGAAGGGGCCGCGGGGCGACGGCUGGGUCGCCCCCUUCUGCGUCCGCCUCAACCACUCCUCCCCGGGCUUGUGGGCGCCCGAGCCGUCCGCCGACGCGGGGGGCAACCUCACGCGCGCCCCAGGCCCGGCGGAGGCCUGCAGGUCGGUGUCGGUGGCCUUCCCCAUCACCAUGCUCCUCACCGGCUUCGUGGGCAACGCGCUGGCCAUGCUGCUGGUGUCGCGCAGCUACCGGCGCCGCGAGAGCAAGCGCAAGAAGUCGUUCCUGCUGUGCAUCGGCUGGCUGGCGCUCACCGACCUGGUGGGCCAGCUGCUCACCAGCCCUGUGGUCAUCGUCGUGUACCUGUCCCAGCAGCGUUGGGAACAGCUGGACCCGUCGGGCCGGCUCUGCACCUUCUUCGGCCUGACCAUGACCGUGUUCGGGCUCUCGUCGCUCUUCACCGCCAGCGCCAUGGCCGUCGAGCGGGCGCUGGCCAUCCGCGCGCCGCACUGGUACGCGAGCCACAUGAAGGUGCGCGCCACCCGCGUCGUGCUGCUCGGCGUGUGGCUGGCGGUGCUGGCCUUCGCCCUGCUGCCCGUGCUGGGCGUGGGCCAGUACAGCGUCCAGUGGCCCGGGACGUGGUGCUUCAUCAGCACCGGCCGAGGGGGCAACGCGACUGGCUCGCCGCACGACUGGGGCAACCUUUUCUUCGCCUCCACCUUUGCCUUCCUGGGGCUCUUGGCGCUGACCGUCACCUUUGCCUGCAACCUGGCCACCAUUAGGGCCCUGAUGUCCCGCUGCCGGGCCAAGGCCACAGCGUCUCAGUCCAGUGCCCAGUGGGGCCGAAUCACGACCGAGACAGCGAUUCAGCUCAUGGGAAUCAUGUGCGUGCUGUCCGUCUGCUGGUCGCCACUCCUGAUAAUGAUGUUGAAGAUGAUCUUCAGCCAGACGUCCGUCGAGCACUGCAAGAUGCGCACGGAGAAGCACAGGGAGUGUAGCUUCUUCCUCAUAGCCAUUCGCCUGGCUUCCCUGAACCAGAUCUUGGAUCCCUGGGUUUAUCUGCUGUUAAGAAAGAUCCUUCUUCGGAAGUUCUGCCAGAGUGCCGUGGCGUCACACAGCUCACAGCAACCUCCAGCUCCUGGGCUUAGGCGAUUCUUCUGCCUCAGCCUCCUGAGUAGCUGGGACUACAGGCGCCUGCCACAACGCCCGGCUAUUUUUUGGUUGCAGUUUGACUAGGGCUGAGUUUGAAUCCGCCACCCUCGGUAUAUGGGGCCCGCGCCCUGCCCACUGAGCCACAGCGCCGCCCGAGAGUUAGGGAAAAUAUUUUAUAUGUCCUCUAUUUUGUAAAUCCUAAAAUGGAGGGUCUAUUUAAAGGCUUAUAAUUUACACAAGUUUAGCUAUAUACCAUUAUAUUAUGAUGUCAUAAGCAGAGGACAUUGAUCCCCUAGAAAUACAAUUCAGUCACCUAUUACAUUACAUUCAUUUAUAAGCAUGUAAGCCACAUAUUUUCUAUACUGAGAAUGAAAAUUAUUUUAUUUUCAGAAAUUCUGCAUCAACCACUUUCACACAAUAAACAACCCAAAUAUCUACUAGAUUCCCUAUUUCUUCAUCAGGAACUAGACUGUUUCCCUCUCCUCCUCCCCCAACUAUAACAUACUUAUUCAUUCUCUCAGGAGAGAAAAAAACAUAAAUAUCACUGUCCAUAAAGGGGGGACUGGUUUAAAAAGGAGAGAGACUAACUUCUUAUUUUGAAGAUACUAGAGCCCUAAUACAUGUCUGUGAGACAUCUGAUAAGUCUGCUUUGAUGGAGCAAGUUUUUCUUUUUUUUUUUUAAUGUCAGUAAAGAAUCACCAUUAGGAACAAAUCAGCCUUUUCAUACUUCUUGAGAUUUGGGGUGUGACCCCACUUCUCAAGUUAUUUUUCAAUAUGCAUCUAUUAAAUUCUAUUGUCAAAUGCUUUAGAGCUACAAUAUUUUGAUCCUUUAAUAAAAGUUAACCAAAUGUCUAGGCAAAAGCUAGGCUGUCACCAGAUCUUGCUAGCAAUUUGAAAAUAGUUUCCUUAUUACAGUUUUCAGUGUUUGGAGAAACAAAAGCUGUACUGUUGAGCAGAGGCAGCUGCAGAUGACCCUAAUGACCCUGCUGCUUCUCCUUUUGAAAGGAGACUCAUGCAGGUCCAAAUGGGGGAGCGGAAAAUAUAGAGAAAGAUGUGACAGAGAACCUGGCUGCUUCCAACCUGUUAAAAUUCCUCAUCCUUUUAGUCCAGACGCCAGAAACAAAGAGGCAGGGACUACGUUCAUCUUUGCACACUUGAGCAUCAGGAGGCCAGAGCAAAGAGUGGCCAGGGCACUUUUCUGUAGAAACAACUGAUCAGUUCUUGCUGGUCGUUAUUGACUACCAAGCUCCCUUCCUCCCCAACUCUCUGAGAGAGAGAAAGAGAGGCAGAGAAGAAAUCCUUUACUUUUCUUCUCUUUUUACUAAAUGUUCUAUGAAUAACAAUAUAAGCUUGUUUGAGCAAAUAAAUUGCAGACAGGUACUAAUUUUAUUGAUGUGUUGACAAGUGAAAGUAAAUACUAUUUUCAUAGUGCAACUAAGGAGAACUAAAAUCAAGGGCACUUUAACCCACGUUGUAAUGCUCAGUGUGGAAGGUGCAGAGUUCCCCACCUUCCUUCCAGCAUUUUAUCUCUACACACUUGGUUAAGGGGGAAGGUACACUUUGUCACCUUUAGCUUUUUGGGUAGUUAUCUUCAGGGUAUUUAAGUGUUUCUUCCGGUGUGUUUUAAAAGCUGGUCUUCAAUAUUGCAGCAACAGAGAAUGAAAGAGACAAUGAAAAGUAUAUUAGAGUUUUGUUGGCAUUCAAGUCAUAGCUAGUCUGUGUAUUUAAUAAACGUAUGUUUUUUGUGUUGUAUUUGCCAAUGAAAAAUAAAGUUGAAUGUUCUGAAA